CGUUCCCGGCCUGGAUGUGCCCGUGCUGUCAGCAGUGGGUUUCACUGAACGGAGAAGAAUGAAAGCUCGCGCUCCUCCUCCACCAAAUCAAGCUUCUGCAGCAAGUAGAAUUCACAGUGAGCCCAGGUCAGCUGCAGAGACAGCUGUAAUUUCUGAUCAGAACCUUGUGAGCAUGAAGGAGAACAUGAUAAACAGAUCGGUGGACUUCACAGUCAUUUUACCCAAUGGGGUGGAGCAGAAGAGCACAGUACAAGGAAGUAAAGCUGUGAUGGAUCUAUUGGUUGAUUUAUGCAGCCAGUAUCGCUUAAAUCCAUCCCAACACAGUCUUGAACUGAAGUCUUCGGGAACUCAACAACCUCUGAGUUACAAGCCAAACACUUUGGUAGGAGCACUGGAUGUACAGACGGUACUUCUGAAAGAGAAGGUUCCUGAAGAGAAGACAAAGCGACCUCUGCCAAGGGUCCCUGAGAAAUCUGUGAGGCUGGUAGUGAACUACCUGAAGACGCAGAAAGCUGUGGUUCGAGUUAGUCCGGAGGUGCCUCUCCACAACAUCAUCCCAGCUAUUUGUGAGAAGUGUGAAGUCAGUCAAGAGCACAUUGUUCUUCUGCGAGAUGGCAUCACUGGGGAGGAGCUGGAGCUUACCAAGUCCUUGGAGGAGCUGGGAAUAAAGGAGCUGUAUGCCUGGGACAGGAAAAGAGUUCCUCCAUCAAAAACUCAGUCUGAACCUUCUCUGAACUAUAGAGAACCAAGUCGAAAGGCUUCAGUAAGCAAUGAUGCAAUAGAAAAAGAAAAGACAAGACUUCUGGGAUUGUUUAAAGCUGAUAGAAGAAGCAGCAAGACAGAAGAACACUUGAGGAUGAACAGAGAUUGUGGUGAGGAGGAUGUUUUUAGUUCUGCAUCUACAAGUGAAGGAAGCUUGGAUGGUUUUUCCACAGCACCAAAUUCCCCUUCGGUGAAUCCUCGUUCCAGUAGCCUGGGUCCGUCACUGUCCCUUGGUAACAUCUCAGGAAUGGCAGCAAACCCAGAAGUGAAAAAGCGCAGAGCACCUCCUCCACCAGUUGUGACACCUGCGUUGCAGAACGUGGAGAUGAGUGGACAAGAAAAGACGUCAGCACAGAUUUCACAAGGAGCAUCCCUAAACGAUUUACAGAAAAAGAAGAGGCGUGCCCCUCUUCCACCAACUGCAUCUGCUCCACCCACUCCUGCCAUGCCAAACAGGACAGAAGAGAGGGAAGACAAGAGGAAGAGCACAAUGGGUGAUGGACGGCAGGUGCCACAAAAGCCUCCUAGAGGCACCACUCGUGGUCCACCCCAGUUAGUGAUACCCCCACCCCCACCUUACCCUCCUCCUGACAGAGACAUUGUGGAUCCAACAGUCUGUUACAGAGAAGCAGAUGUUACGGCACCAACAGAGCUGGUACCUAAACAGAGCCUGCUGCCUGCACAUGAAAAUGUUUAUGUAGUGGAUGACAUGGUUCUGGAGCUAUCAGAGGUGGAAGAAACAGCAUCAGAAAGCAGCUGUUUUGCAUCUGAGGACACCAUGGAAGACUCGGGUGUUGUGAGCUCCCCAUCUGACGUUGUAUCUUUGGAUUCACAAAAUGACGGUAUGAAGUUGAGAGACAUCAAGCUGGUCAAUGGCUAUGUGGACUCAGCUGAGGCAGAUGCAAUGUAUGGCGCAGAGACAUGCCCUGUAAAGAACACCUAUUGCGAUAGCGUGGGAUCUGACAGUGCUCCACAGAGCAGAAGAGAUGAAGAAGUGGCUUCGGCUUUCAUUCAUGAGAAUGAGGAUAUAUUCAUUGCUGCACAACUCCAGCAGACUUUGGCUGGACUGGAUGAAGAUUUAGAAGCAGUGGAUGGUAUAAGUAACUCUGACUCCGAGUACAUCAAUGAAGUGUUGAGCCCACAUAUAAGAAAAGUUGAGGCUGCCCAAGAUGUUACCAUUUCUGUUCCAGUAACAGUCAUAGAUGAUGCUCUAGAAGUUAGCACCUCUAACUCAGCUGGAAAUCAAGAGACAGAGGCAAGGGUUUCACAAAAUACCUCAACUGACUCUGUUAAUACAGGAAACUUUACAAAUAAAAACAACAAUGCAGGUUCCUUUGAUAAGGGACACAUGGAUGGUGGAGCUGUAUGCAUAUCCAAGGACCUAAUACAUCAGCAACCAUCUGAAAAUGAGUUCAGUCACUUGCCUGUGGAACAGAGGAGAGAUAUGUUUGAAUCUCUCACAUCUUCCUUUGAAAAAAGAAGUGAAAAGAACUUAAGACUGGAACCGCCUCCCAAACAUGGUGUGAAGUCUGAGGAAUGUAAAUCUAAGCUGACUCCAUCUCACUCCAAGGCCACAGCUGAAAUCAGUACAGCAAAAGAAAAGAUAAAUCCAUUUAAUGAAUGUAGUAACAGGGAAAGAUCUCUGAAAAAAAGUAAGUCAGAAUUAGAAAUCAAAUGGCCACCAGCAAAAAAAAUUGAAGUAGAAGAAGUCCCAUCAACACCCACAUGGUGUCAUCGUGCCCAGAAUUCAGGAACAAACUACGAACCUAAAAUGGGUUUGACAACCUUUAAAGUUGUCCCUCCGAAACCUGAAGUAAAACAUUUCAAUAGAGGAGUUUCACUCUCCACUGGUGCCAUUAAGAUAGAUGAACUAGGCAACCUUAUAGGCCCAAACACUGGUGUCAGUAAGCACAUACCAGGUACCUCUACUGAUGAAAGCGAGGAAAUUUGUCUUGGGAAAGUGAAGGCAUUCUGGAGGUCAAGUUCUAUGGAAAAGCAAAGUGAUGACUCUGCUGAGCAUCUUCCUAAAAAGUCAGCAGUCACCACAAAUUCUAAGCCCUUUACUAUAAAACAUGAACACAGACCUGUCUGUCUUGCAGCUCCAAAACCUGUAGCACCACAAACUGUUACUACCCAGGUAGCUGAAAGACAGUCUGAGAAUGAAAGGACCAAACCACCUCUUCCAGUUACACAGUCUCAGGUAACACCAUUAGUGGCCCCAACCAUUAAUAAGGACAAGCUGGAGCUUCCAUUUCUAAAGCCACAUAGGAGAACUUCAAGUCAGUAUGUUGCCUCUGCCAUUGCAAGACACAUCAACGUAACUACCUUUAAGUCUGACGCUAUGGAAUAUCAUGAGAAAGAUGAAAAUAAGCAAGGGGCAGGAGAGGUUAAAACUGAAGCAGAAGUUUCACCAAAAAGAUGUAUUAUUGUGGCCAAAUACGGCCCUGUGGAAACAGAAUCAGCAGAAACAAGAGAAACACUUUCAAGUAUUUUUACUUGCAGUCAAAAAGCAUCCCACAGGUUUACACCUGGUGAUAAUUCUGGCAUGGAAAACAAAGUAGUUAACAACAGGGCACCAAAUCAAGCAACUCCUGCAAGUUUCUAUAAAAAGAAUGCCAGUGUCCCACUUCCUAAAUCCCCUUCAAAGGAUAACAACAGUGCAGAAGAUGAUCAUGGUUUAAACAGCAAACAAAGUAUAGCAGAGAAAAAGACGCGUCUUUUGUUUGACCAGAAAUGUGAGACUUUGACCCAUACUAAUUCAGCCUCAUCUCUCAAGUCUCCUGAUCUCCAAGGAGUCCCAUCCUCUUUCAGCCCAUCUUUGCGAGUCACUAAAUGGCCUCCUGCUAACAGCGUACAGUUUAGUUCACUUAAAGCUUCAGCCGUGCUAAAUGGUGCAGCAGCAAACGCAGAGUCAGAACAGGAGGAGAAACCUGAUGAUUCAGAUAUUAAUGCUAUCAGUGAACUGGAUGUUAAUGUGCAGACCAAUAUCUUUGGACCAAAGAAGAAGUUCAAACCUGUUGUCCAAAAACCAGUUCCAAAAGACACAUCACUGCACAGUGCCCUAAUGGAAGCCAUUCAAACAGGAGGGGGAAAGGAGAAACUCAGAAAGGUUUCAGACAGUGCACUAAAUGGCAAUCACAGGAAACCCUCAUGUGCUGAGCCAGAGAAUGAGCGCUCAGCCCUACUAGCAGCGAUUAGAGGCCACAGUGGCACCUCAAAGCUGAAAAAGAUCUCCUCGUUGGCCUCCAAAGAGCUGCAGAGUUUUAGGAAUGCAGAACUGUCCUUGCAGAAGGCAGAAGACCCUCAGGAAGAGCAGCUUUGUAUCCCACCUGCCCCUGCCCAGCCGCCACCACCACCUCCCACUCAGCUGUCAGCAGCAGCAGCAGCUCCUAAAUUCCCUGCCACGGCUACAGGUAACCCUGGGGAGGCAAGGCAAGCCCUAAUGGAGGCCAUUCGCUCUGGUGCUGGAGCAGCAAAGUUAAAAAAGGUCCCUCUGCUCGUUUGAAUCCUGUAUAAAGAACAGGU
Molecule: messenger RNA, 4287 nt
Organism: Aptenodytes forsteri (emperor penguin)
Lineage: Eukaryota; Metazoa; Chordata; Aves; Sphenisciformes; Spheniscidae
Gene: COBL
Product: cordon-bleu WH2 repeat protein
Exons: 16
Coding region: 59-4267 (1402 amino acids)
Biological process (GO): actin filament network formation; actin filament polymerization
Cellular component (GO): axonal growth cone; plasma membrane; dendritic growth cone
Molecular function (GO): actin monomer binding
Source: RefSeq, a predicted model, not a curated record